AUGCAGAACAAAACGCCAUCUUCUGAAGUUAUGGAUGGUGGUUUGGGUUUAAGAAAAGGUGCAUGGACCGAAGAAGAAGAUAUUCUUCUAAGGAAGUGCAUUGAGAGGUAUGGAGAAGGGAUGUGGUGUAAGGUUCCUCUUAGAGCUGGUAUCAAGAGAGGGGAGUUCACUAUAGAUGAAGUUGAUCUCAUUAUAAGGCAGCUUUAUAAACUCUUAGGGAACAGAUGGUCGUUAAUUGCCGGCAGACUUCCCGGAAGAACGGCAAACGAUGUAAAGAAUUAUUGCAACACGCGGUUGGGCAAGAAUAAUCUUGCCCCCAAAAAGGAAGAGAAAGCGAACACCACAGUUGAGAAGAUCAAAGCUAUCAGGCCUCUGCCCCGUAACUUCUCAAAAAGCUCUCGAUGGUUCAGACCAUUGGCUGAUCCUACCAGCUGUGAGGGCGCUACGAGCCAAUCAGCCAACAAAACCAUCUCUAAUAAUUCUACCACUGUGGGCACUAACAAUCAAUCAAGAGAAAUACCUAACGAGGCAUCUCCCGAUCUUCCACCGCCUGCAGACGAUCUCAUGCAAUGGUGGAAGAGUGUGUUAGACGAAACUGAUGAGAUGGAGAUGGAGACAUCCUGCCCCAUUAUCAGUGGACUUGCGGUUGAAGAGCAACCAGCAACGACAGAGGGUGGGAACACUAACGUGGAAGCAGGAAACACGACUGAUGGUCAUGAGUGGGAUGAUUUGUCUUUUAGUGAAAACAUUUGGGACCUAUUAGCUUCAGAAGUGGAUAUUAUUUGA
Molecule: messenger RNA, 786 nt
Organism: Nelumbo nucifera (sacred lotus)
Lineage: Eukaryota; Viridiplantae; Streptophyta; Magnoliopsida; Proteales; Nelumbonaceae
Source: RefSeq, a predicted model, not a curated record